AUGACCCUCCUCUCCCCGCACUUCAAGCUCGAAGAGGUCUCCGAAGAUGACAUGGUCAUUGCAUCUCUGGCCUGGGGCUUCACUCUCGGCUUCGGUUGGCUCACAGUAUGGACGGCGAUCAAGCAGACCACCGCCAUGUAUAGGCGGCAAGGCGAUCGUAUCUACCGCAACGCAUAUAUCUGGAUGAUUUGGCUGGAGAUUCUCGUGUGCACCAUCUUCAGCAUUAUAUGCCAUUUACUGACCACCACAGUGACCACUUGGGCUCUCCAGGUUCAAUUUCUUCUCCAAAUCAUCAUUAACCGAUGCGCCAUUCUUCUUACCAACCAGAAGCGGGCAUGGCGACUUAAAGUAGGCGUCGCCGUACUGAUCACCGCCAUCAACAUUUCCGUCUACAACAUUUGGGUGCCGGCUCGGUUACAGAUAUCAGAAAGAUAUAUCGAAAUCAACGAGUGGUGGGAUCGCUGCGAAAAGGUCAUUUACUUGAUUGUCGAUGGCGCGCUCAACAUCUACUUCGUGCGCAUCGUCCAGAAGAACUUGGUUACCCACGGCCUGACUAAGUACAAGCGACUGACGCAGUUCAACAUGUUCAUCAUUGGGUUUUCUUUGAGCAUGGACGUGCUUAUCAUUGCGAUGAUGAGCCUCAACAACACAUUUGUUUAUAUGCAGUUCCACCCCUUGGCAUACAUGGUCAAGCUCAAGAUCGAAAUGUCGAUGGCCGAGCUGAUUGGCAAGGUUGCUCGGAAACGCGAUCUCGGCAUCCUAUCUGCUGCCGACUUCAACGGGAACCGAGACUCGUAUCAGCCGUCCGAGUACAGCUUGCAGUUACCUACUUACGCGAGAGGUCGCCCUGUCGGUGGGAUCGAUGCCACGAUCAGCAGCCAACCCCCGAAUCCCAUCGAACUCAACAAUGUCGCGAAGCCAAAGAUACCCGCAUUGCGAGGAGUUAACGUCGCUGCCGUCAGCUCCGGUCCGAGCAGUCGGAGACCUUCGAUAGGUGCCGCGAACGCUACCGACGCCGACGGACAGCCCAAGAUGGCGAUUUACAGAACGAGGGAGGUAGUCGUCGAAAUCGAAAGGGUCCCUCCUACUCAGGGCCACCAACCAAGUACGAGCCAGGCGAGUCAGCUUACCCUCGACGACUCUUUCGAUAUCACCAACUUUGAGGACGAUUCAUCGAUCAAGGGUCUCUCGGCGGCUCAAAAAUCACUGGCAUUGCCAAACAUCCAAGCCCCGUGGGCCACGCAAGAAUUUAGCACCAAGAUAUGGGACGGCACGAAUUGCGACGAGGAUCCCACCCUGCCGACAACAAUCGCGAAGAUUGGAUCAUGGCCAAAAGACACCUGA
Colletotrichum fioriniae is the source of this 1344-nucleotide messenger RNA. Lineage: Eukaryota; Fungi; Ascomycota; Sordariomycetes; Glomerellales; Glomerellaceae. The record is from RefSeq and is a predicted model, not a curated record.